GAGGCUGCCGAUUCUCACAGGAAAGCAGGAAAGCUUCUAACUGGCUUCUCCCCUGAUCGUCCACUUAUGUAUAUUAUGGCUCGUUUGCCGGUCUGUUCGUGGCGAAAUCGAAGGGGCGAAGCGUUUCUCUGGACCUGCGGAAGGAAAUGGAGAUUGCUGCAAUUCUUUUCCCUGAGAAUCAGGCCACUGUUGCUGCAUAACAGAGCUCUACUCAAUUGGUGACGGCUCGCCUGGUCUCACGAUGGCUUCGAUGAGGAAACUUGGCGCAGAAUCGCCGAAUGCUAUGGUGACAAAGAUAUCACGUGACUAGGGUCUGUUGAUCAGCGACUCGUCACGCUGGCUGACUCAAAAGCCUCACCCCUGGUCCGCCCAUGAGCGCCUCCACUCCGUCAAACUUGGCAACGACGAUCCUCCGUUCGAGCUUUGCAACUUAUUCGCUGACAACAUGUUUUAUAAUCAAGGGACCUCUGACGUGAUGUUGCUGAUCCUUGGUGCCCACUCUUUGCCAACAAACUGCACGGAAACUUGCUAUUGGCCCUCUGGCUAAUUGACGACCAACCAUGAGGAAUACUUUAUGUCAUCCCCUGGAUUUGUCUUGAAGUUGAUAGGUUUCCAAGACACAGAAGUCACAAAAUCCUAUUUUUUCAUCCAUGGGGCAUGUCCUACUAGGCUACGUGACGGGAUCCAUCGUUUUCUCAGCACGUAUAAAAGAGCGUCAGCCUGGACUGGAUUCCUACACACCCUCAAAUAUCAUCGUACUUCUGCAUCUGCUCAAUAUCACACAUCGUAUCCGCCGUUUAUAUCAAGUUCACCAUGUCACACGGCAAGCAGUUCACUUUGUACUCACACAAAGGCGGCCCCAAUGGCUGGAAAAUCGUCUUUGCCUUGGAGUAUCUAGGCUUAUCCUACGAGACCGUUUACCUUGAUUUCCACAAGGGAGAACAUAAAGGACCCGAGUACACGAAGUACAACCCGAACGGUCGCAUUCCAACGAUAAUUGAUCACAAGAAUAAGGACUUCGUCCUCUGGGAAAGUGGCGCCAUUCUCGUGUAUCUGGUCGAUAAGUAUGAUGCCGACCAUAGGCUCUCUGCGGCUACGGAGAAGGAUAAAUACCUGCAGCUUCAGUGGCUGUUCUUCCAAGCCUCUGGCCAAGGACCAUACUUUGGACAGGCAGCAUGGUUCUCGAACUUCCAUCCAGAGAAAGUGCCGAGCGCAGUGGAGCGGUAUCAGAAUGAGAUCAAACGCGUUCUAGGCGUUCUGGACUCCGUGCUGAGGGAGCGCGAAUGGCUUGUGGGAGAUAAGAUGACCGUCGCCGAUAUCGCCUUCAUUACAUGGAACUCAUAUGCUCGAAAUGGCCUUCUCAAGAAUGAUGAAAGUUUCAACUUCGAUGAGCAGUUCCCAGCAGUCGCAAAAUGGCAUCAAGCUAUGACUACGACACCCGUGAUUAAGAACGUACUGGAUCAUAUGGCCUCGUUGCGUUAA
Messenger RNA from Dacryopinax primogenitus, 1482 nucleotides. Its product is annotated as glutathione S-transferase C-terminal-like protein. The record is from RefSeq and is a predicted model, not a curated record. Bases 814 to 1482 code for a protein of 222 amino acids. NCBI's taxonomy places the organism in Eukaryota, Fungi, Basidiomycota, Dacrymycetes, Dacrymycetales, Dacrymycetaceae. The transcript has 4 exons.